UAGACUCUCUCUCUCUAGUCUCAUUUCUUGGUAACCAAAAACCAAUUCACUAGCUAGCCUCAUUUUUCGGGAAAAAAAGAAUUAAUUCACUCCUUAGCCUCAUUUUUCAGAGGACGCCAUUGGAAUACUGUUCGAGCUCUGCGAGUUUGAAAAGGCUCUGACAGAAAACAGUAUAAUUGUAGUGUUUGAUUCAACCACAUGGAAGUCACAGAAGGUAUCAGUGCAGGAGUGAUUCUGAUUGGAGCUGAGACUCCAUCAAAUUUUCAUGUGGCGCCUAGAACGGUAAACCCAACCGAGGUGCCUGCAGCACCGGCAGUGGCUGCAAUGCCAGUGAGCAUGGGAAUGCCUGGAAUGGCUGAAAAGAAGAAGAGAGGUAGACCAAGAAAGUACGGACCAGAUGGGGCCCUUUCCAAAGCAUUGUUGCCAAUGCCAAUUUCUUCGUCGGUUCCUCCACCUACCGGUGACUUAGCCGGAAAGCAGAGUACACAACCUUCUGGUGACUUCUCAGCCAGAAAGCAGAGUACACCACCUACUGGUGACUUCUCGGCCAGAAAGAGUAGAGGGCGGCCAAAGGGUUCGGUGAACAAGAAACGACAUAGAGUUGAGUGGGAGAAUUCAAGUAAUAUUGGUGAAUGCUUCACACAUACUUCUGGUGCCAAUUUUACUCCUCACACGAUCAUUGUUAAUUCUGGUGAGGAUAUAACAAUGAAGAUUAUCUCAUUUUCUCAACAAGGGCCACGAGCUAUCUGCGUUAUUUCUGCUGUUGGUUCAAUUUCAAAUGUUACACUUCGACAGCCUCAUUCUUCUGGGGGUACUAUGACCUAUGAAGGAUGUUUUGAGAUUAUCUCACUACAAGGGUCAUUCACCCCAACAGAGGUUGAGGGAUCGAAAUUUGGUAGGGCUGGUGGCUUGACCAUAUCGUUGUCAGGCCCUGAUGGCUGUUUCUUAAGGGGCGCACUUGGAGGAAUACUUAUAGCUGCCACUCCUGUUCAGUUAAUCCUGGGCAGUUAUCUGCCAAGUAAUCAGAAUGAGCCAAAACCCAAAAAGCAGAAAUCUGAGACUAAGGCGACUACAGCUGCUCCAAGCUCUGCUGCUAAUGCUUCUAAUGUGAAGAAGCAGAAAAAUUCAGCAGCCCAAAAUCUGAAUUUUACUCCACCUUCUACAUUUGGAACGGAUAACUGGGCUGACAUGCAGCAGACAAUGCAAGACCCCGGGAAGUCCACCACUGACGUCAACACAUCUUUGCAUGGAGAAUAAUCUGAUGAACCUCACCAAUUUCCAUAUUUUUAGCCUUUCUCCUGUAUCUUCUGCAUUAUCAUCUAAGGCCAACACUGCAAAUAUGCAAAGACCAGAACAGAACACCAAAUGCACUUCAGAAAGCACUCCCUAAUAACAAAAAUGCUUGUUGUAACUCCGGGUAAGAUUCUUUCUGCUGUUGAUGGGAACGAAACCCCGACGAAGAUGCCAAUCCCAAUGCCAACAACUCCUUCAACUGCCUCGAGUUGCUGAAGGCAUCGAAUACUCUUACGAGAAGAGAGGAGCCGGUUUCAUCCUUGCUUAAACGCAUCCAAAGUCAGUGUUGCAACUUGGACUUGGCAACGAAUAUGAGCUAGUAUAUCAAUCUUCUUGCAGUUUCCUUCAAGUGACCAUUUUAAUUUUCAUGGCUUCUUUUUUACUCUUGUAUAACAUGCAAAUACUGUAAUAUUUCAAAAUAUUUUGUUAAUGCAAAAGAUCAUUAAUUGAGUCCCAGAAAACUCUGCUAAUGUGACCAGAGAUUAUGAAAGGUUAUGAUUCCAGAUGUGAGAGAUAUUGGUUUUUAGUUAUGGCUCAUCCGACGUGAUUGAUAUCCGGUUAC
Messenger RNA from Cornus florida, 1855 nucleotides. RefSeq names its product AT-hook motif nuclear-localized protein 7-like. The record is from RefSeq and is a predicted model, not a curated record. The coding region runs from base 199 to 1257 and encodes 352 amino acids. Lineage: Eukaryota; Viridiplantae; Streptophyta; Magnoliopsida; Cornales; Cornaceae. Gene Ontology annotation, molecular function: minor groove of adenine-thymine-rich DNA binding. The transcript is spliced from 7 exons.